UAGUAGCAAUUAUUUCCAUUUAUAUUUUUGAAAAUUUGAACGUUUAGAGUAUGGCUGAAAGGGCACUGCAAAUGGUCUUCAAACCAAUCAUAACCUACGAUAUGGUGGUGCACCAUUUACCCUACGCGAGGGAUGAUAAGAUUCGAUUGCCAGAUGUCUGGGACGAUGGCAAGGGCUUGCCAGGAGCGACUGUAAAAUACGAAAAGAAAUAUACAGAGCAGGAAGAUGGGCAAGUCGAAGUCAAGUCGGAAGUGAUAUCCGAAGUGGAGGCGGUUGUAGCGGAAACCGAAGUAAAGGAAGUGAAAUAUGCCUGGAACGCGCCUUGCCUGAUGAUUAUUUUCGAGGAUGGCGAUCUCAAUAGUGCACUUCACCAUUUGGUUUGCUCUCUGCAGAAUCCCUUUGCCCUGGAUGCCGUUGCCACGGUCUUGGUGCAGGAGAACAUUGUGGAGGAGCUCUGCAAUCGCAUUGUCGAUCUUCUGCAGCCAUUGGAUCCCCGUGUGGCCAAUCACCCAAACUAUUUACGCACUCUCAGCAAAUUGGCAUUGCUAAAAGCAAAGAUUGUGGUUGGAAAUCCGGACAAUGUGCCCGCCAAUGCCUCGCCCAUGAUUGUACGCGACGUGCCCCACCAUUAUCUGGGCGUUGGUCCCACUGGCAUCGUAACGAUGCACAUCUUCCGCACACCACUCGAGGCGACCCUCGUUUAUCACAAGGAAUCCCUGCCCAUUGCCUCGGUUAGCAUUUGGAACGAGCGAGUGUCCAGUAUGUACGAUUUGGUGGCCGUGAUCAAUGUCGAUACAUUCAAAAUUAAUUGCUUCGAUGUGGACAUGGAGCCCAUCAAGCGCACCUUCGAGUGCCGUCGGCACAGUGCCCACAUGAGCCGUGGCUAUCACUACGAGUCCUUGCUGCUGAAUGAUCGGCGCAAGAUUGUGAUCUUUCCCGUGGGCUCUAUUUAUGCAAAUUGAAUAUUUUGGAAU
Messenger RNA from Drosophila guanche, 974 nucleotides. RefSeq lists its product as uncharacterized. The coding region runs from base 51 to 962 and encodes 303 amino acids. Gene Ontology annotation, molecular function: oxidoreductase activity. The transcript is spliced from 2 exons. Lineage: Eukaryota; Metazoa; Arthropoda; Insecta; Diptera; Drosophilidae. The record is from RefSeq and is a predicted model, not a curated record.